Molecule: messenger RNA, 4694 nt
Organism: Ornithodoros turicata
Lineage: Eukaryota; Metazoa; Arthropoda; Arachnida; Ixodida; Argasidae
Product: kin of IRRE-like protein 1
Exons: 14
Coding region: 542-2584 (680 amino acids)
Biological process (GO): cell-cell adhesion
Cellular component (GO): cell-cell junction; plasma membrane
Molecular function (GO): cell adhesion molecule binding
Source: RefSeq, a predicted model, not a curated record
CCAUGACACACGGAAGGUGACUCGAGCUAGCAUUUAAACAGCUUGUGCGGUUUUCAGUAUACAAUGUUGGAAGUAGCGCCUAUGUGUUGUGUACCUCUCUGCGCCCUGUCCCAGUAGCGCUCUAAAACUACGAUAGAAUUUUCGACUUUAUAACUUCAAAAUUUCAAAAUUAACUUUUCUUUUCUUUCCGCGAUGUUUACGAACUUAAGGAUCGAACUACUUUCGUGUUUGUUACUGUUAAGAAGAUUCAUUACAUCGAACGGUACCACAUCUUUCCAAACUGUUAUACCUUGCAAUGGCAGAGCGGAAAAGAAGAGAGAGCUGGGAGGUCAUCAAUCGCAAGCACGGUAUACAUGCAGUCGAUCGUCGUCCUUUUACUAGUUGGCAAGGUACUGGGCCCCUGGCCCAGUCCCGCUGAUAUGCAUCGAGGUCAUCGUCACUUUUGGAAGUUUCCGUCAUCGAGCGGCUUCUCCAUCGUGCUUUGAUCACCUGAACUGCAACUUCUGGAUAGAAGAAAAAAUGGGGAGAAAUCUCAUGGGGUAUGCAAGAGUUCGAAGCGAUGCCAUCGGACACGGAGGUGAACCCUGGUAGCACAGUGAGUCUGCGGUGCAAAGUGAGGAACCGUCGUGGUGAAUGUGUGUGGUUAAAAAAUGGUUUUGCUCUGGGUAAAAUACCUGGGAAGUACGAACUGGAGCGUGAACCAGCGGAUGGAGAUUGCUCAGUGCACAUCUACAAGGCUACCAUCGAAGAGGACGACGGCGAUUGGCAAUGCCAGGUGACGCAGGUGUCUGUUCAGGAUGCACUGCUUAGUUCCAAGGUCGUCAAGCUUGUUGUUAGAGAGGAACCCCAUCCACCUAGGUUAGAAGAGAGCACGAAUCCCAUUUCACCAGGAGAGCUUUUCAAAACAAAAGCUGACGACAAGAAGAGGUUCCAGUGUGUGUCUCGCAAAGGGAACCCCCCUGCCGCAUUACGCUGGUUCCUGGACGAUCAGGAGUUGACGCUUCUGGCCAACCAGACGAACCAAACAGAUGUCGAGAAAGCACGUACGUGGCAGGCGAUUUCCGUUCUCCACUACGCCUUUGGCAAGAAGGAUAACCGACGUCAGCUCAAAUGUGUCUCCUAUCAUGGGACGUACGAGAGUCCCACCGGCGAGGGUUAUGGCCACAAGGAUGUCAGCGUCACACUGGACGUAAUGUAUCCGCCUGAAAUCAAGUACGAGGGUAACCCACGGGAAGAAGUGGAAGAAGGCGCCCAACUCACCUUGCGGUGUUCGGCUGAUGCGAACCCACCAGCGAACAUUGUCUGGCGAAAGUCGGGUCAGAAUAGCAUUUACGACAUCGACGAGAGCAUUAGUUUCCCCAGCAUCUCGCGGACGGACUCGGGCGUGUACAGCUGCUCUGCCAAGAAUGACUUUGGAGACAGCCCUGAAGUGCAGGUCAACGUCAAUGUCAAAUUUCGCCCAAGGAUACUUCGCGUUGAACCAGCCACGUCGACAACUGUGAACGUCGACGAAGAAAUGAAGCUGUACUGUGUCGCGGAAGGGAACCCACCCCCAAGUGUCAGCUGGUUGCAACAGACGGGAAGAGAUCCGAAGACGUGGACGGUUCGAAGCCGCAGCGCCUCACUUGUGGUGCAGAAUACGACAUAUAGUCAACAAGGAACCUACAUGUGUGAAGCGACAAACACCGUUAAAGACAAGCCUUACAGGGUGGUGUCUCCGGAGAUACGCAUCGACGUUCGCGGACCUCCACAAGUGCUCACGGAAAGUGGCAAGACCCGAGAAAUGGUGAUAGUGAACAAGGACGAAGACGCCUCCAUUCGAGUUGUGUUCUGCUCGGACCCAAGACCACGGGAUUCCUUCUGGGAGUGGGGAGCCUACAAAUUGAAGACUGGCAACGCUCUCAAUCGUUUCAUCGCCGAGCCGCUUCUUUCUGAAGAGGACUUGGAUAACUGUUACGAAUCUCGCCUGAUCGUUCAGCGGGCGGAAGGUGACGAUUCGAGGAAGUUCACACUGCAUGUGGAGAACGACAAAGGGAAAGCGUUCUACUCUGUGGCCUUAGAAGUUCGAGAACCUAUAGCAAUGUCGUUAGUGGUUGGCAUUGUCGUCGGAGGGGUCCUCUUUCUUGUUGUCUUCCUCACCUUGUUCGUGUACCUGCUGAGGUCGCAGAAGAUGUGCUUCAAACGUGGUCAAGAAUUUACUCCGGACGGAGAAAGACCUCAAUCACUAACGAUGCUGGACAGUGAUAUAGGCAGCGCGACAUCGCAUGACACAGCUCCUUCAGAGAAGGUGAAAGCUGACGGAGGCAAUGGAGCUAUUCCACCCGAUGCUCUCUAUUCUGCGCCAAAAACGAACGGCUCCUCCAACGGGACAUCGAAAGGCACUUCCACAGACGGACCUCAGUACGAAAACGUCAAAAACGGGCGCCCAGAGCCUCUCCCUCGUACUGCAGACGGUAGUGUCGUGUAUGCCAGCCUUGACCUUGCUCCGCCAUCUGGUGUCAAGAAUGGAGUUCGCCAGCAGCCGGAGCGAACAGAGUAUGCUGAACUGCAGUUCCAACCAUCUGGUGAACAUGCGGAGUUAUAGGACUCUGUUCUUCACGAAGUCUUCUUCGAAGUUUAUAUUACGGCACAUCGAAUCAAGCGCACAGGAACUGAAUGUGCUAAAUGAACUGCUCUGCAGUAGCAAUUGUCUGGUGCAUCAUACCGCACAAACAUCAUACCGUACAAAUGGUGGACGGCGGCAGCGACAUUGAACUUAGUCGUCUGGAGGUUGAGUGCUGCCAUGAAAGAUGUGUAGUAGCGUUUAUGUAUCAUAUGUUGCUGUCUUUCUGCACCUUGUAUGCCUGGAGGCACAGGUAUGUUCGUCGUGACCACUAGGGUGCAGCUACAGUUUGAUAAUGGGCGUGUGGGUACAGUGAGCAGUUAACGAUAUUUAUUAUGGUUACUGUUACAGACAGGUACGGACGGAAAUGGACGUGCCGCGCCUCUCGGUCUCUGACUUCUCUCCUAUACCAAUCGUGCCUUACAGCUUAAGCCUACCACUUUUCUCUUUUCCUGUAGCUUAGAGCCACGCUAAGUUAUUAUUCGGUUGCAUGCUGUCCUUACAUCGUAUGCAGCUACCUGCGCAUCGCCACCACACCGUCAACGCCGCCAUUUUGCCUGGCAGAACCUGGAAAAGCAUGGCACAAGCGUUGUAUGAGUAGGGGAUUGGGUUUAGCACAGUUUACCAUAAUUAUUAGCCCUCUUACCUGGAAAGUCUUUGGAUACACCACUUUAGAGGCUAUCCGAACAUUGCACGGGCACAUCUAUUCUCGAAACUGACCUUCGAACGACUACGCGGACAGCCCUGAAACGGGAACUUGAAAGCAAACGAAACGCCUCCAUAAUGUAAAAGCGUGAGUCUGAGCUCACAGAGGGACGACACACAACACACGCCUGCUGUCUUUCCAGAUUUCGUGGCUCAACCGCAGUGCGUUCACCUAACUCCACGCCAUAAAGUCCUAAUGUGGUGCUACCACCAGGUAAAGCGCUGCUGGAAAGGUUUUGCGAAGGAGCACCCAGACUGCAGAAAAGCGUUCCGGCACCUGCAUGGGUUAAAGGGAAGCCCAGGCAACGCAAUUCCUUUGUCUACCUUAAGUCGAGUAAUAUCUGCCAAUUCAGAUAGCCGUCGUACAUUAUAUAUUGUGUUCGUACUGUGUCAGUGUCACGAUGUUUCACAGAGCGUAUUUGGGUCAAUAUUUGGAAAACAUUUGUCGUCGGCGGAUUUAAGCGAUUUAGGUACGCACCAAGAGGCCUGAGCUUUAGUCAUGUUUUAAGUGAGUGUGUGAAUGUAUUGAUAUGAAGCGAUUGUAUUGGAAGUCCCAUCCUGUGUCAGAACAUCUCCAAAAUGGAAUAUAAUCCAAUGGGUUCUACCCUUCCCAUUGGGAGCCAGGCUCUCAGUGCACAAGUGUAUCAAGUGAAACUUCUUUGUGUACUUAAAAACUCAUGUUGGUCAGUCAUGCAACGUUUCAACUUCAUGGUAAAUAAUGAACGUAGGUCCUUGCAGAUACUUUACUGCCAUUGAAAGUUCGAACAACAUGAAUUUCCUGUCAUCAAAAGGGGCAUCGAGCUGUUGCCGCUGCUGUGAUGACGAUUUUGCGUCUGUUGCCUAGAGACCUCCGAAGUGGGAAUGCGAUGCAGCAUGGCUCUGUGAAAUGAUGCAGUACUCACUUCUGCAACAGAGUUGCGUAUACUCGCUUGGGCAACAUACGUUAUGUAAACCGAAGCUUUAUGCAGCCUAUACUGAUGUUCGCUCACGUGUUUCACCGGUAGGUGGACGCCUGGUAGCUAAACUGCGACGUUCUAGUAUGAAGGCAUCCACAAUGAACAUGAGGUGUAGCUUAACUGCCAAUGUUUUAUAGGCUGCUUUAGCUCAGCAUUUCAUCACCGUGUUGCACCUAUUAUUGGAGCUCUGUUUAGUAAACACAACAGUUGUUAGCUUGCACUCUUCAACUUGAAUAGCACAAGGAAGUUCUCAUCAUAUGUGCGCGACGGCUUGCAUAACGUAUAGUGCAUAUUCGACCUGGCGUCGUUGCACCGCAUUGUGAAUGUUGCAGUCACGUCUGGAACAGCGGCCCUUCGAAGAGGACUAAUAUGUCUGCAUCGACAUGUGUGAUGAUGAUGUACAGCAUGGCAUUAAAAAUACUAUGUUUCAA